CUUCCCCCCUUUCACGCAUGAGACGAGCUCAGCCGCAAUUUAGCUUCCCCUUCUGUCGAAAAGCUUUAAUGGGCGUGGGUUCGAAUCUCCUGAGUGGCCAGCCUUGCCUCUCUCCAGCUGCGCCGCAUGUACGGUCGAAAUAAUAAGUACCAAGAUGUGAGACGUGUGGGCUGCGAAGGGGAUGUCCUUGAACAUCCGUGAAGAUAUUCCGACCUUCAACCACUUCAUGUCGACCCUCCAGCCUGUUAUACCCUAAUUCCGCAUCUGCGAAGAUGCCUAUCCCAAACAAACACCCAGCCGCGAAUUUUUCGCGCUUAUCCACGUCAGAAGAAACAGUUUACAUAAGUCCAGCGUCCCUCUCUGAGCACUUCCCCGCCCCUUCAUACAAGGCCGGACCUGUCGAUAUGGGACCUGGGGGAAUCGAAAUGAGGCAGACUUUUGUACGGCAAAACACGAAUCCGUCGUUUCCAGGCCAAGGCCCUUCAGAGACCCAAUCCUUCCUUCACGAUCCUGUUCACAAAAUCGAUACUUUCUACACCUCGAACGAGUUUCAACCAUACAAAGACAAUACUGGGAGGCAAUUGAGGCAUAUUUUGGUGGCUGGUUCUGCGCGAUGGGCGAUCACAGCGGUAAUGUGUAUCUGCUAUGUGGCAGCAACCCUUAUCUGGAAGCACAAACCUGCGCAGAGUGAAGGAUCGAAGCGAGUGUACAACACGAUUACGACGGGAAUUAGUAUCGCGCUCGGUUUGAACAUUGCGAGCGCGUUCAAGGAUAUGGCGUUGAACAUAAGAUGGGUGAUACUGAGCAACCGAAAACGCAAUCUCGUUGAGAUGGACCUCAUCCUACACGCAGACUCUAUGCAGAGGCUUUUUAAGCUUGUAUUUGUAACUCGACGCCCUAUGGUCAUCUUGGGAUGUCUAUUUUGGCUAUUCAUCAAUAUUCUUGCCCAAGCUGGAAUUGCUAUGAUCUCACUCACAUAUGGCUUCAAUCCCGAUACCAACCAUGUACAAUACCUCCCCGGGUUGGUUUCCUAUCCCAAUAUGACCUAUUUCUUUCCCCAAGGAAUCGACACCACUAGUCCUUCCUGGCAGGAUCAGGCAUGGACGGCCCACAUGUACGGAGAAUCAGCUUUCAUCUUUGGGGUAGGCAACGACACUACACCAGUGCCUCGUGCCGGAGAGGUGUACCAAUCCGACUACCAGAUUUUCCCCAAUGUAACUGACAGCGUGGUACAAUUUAUUUUCUCGGACUCUCCUACUGAGGCCGAGUACCCUGGCCCUAAUUCCGUCUACACAACGAGGUUGAUCAACUCUACAUACGCAUGUGAGUCUCACAAAGUGACUAAGGGCGGGGACGGCACGACCCUCGACAUCAUAGUGGACACCCUGGGGAACGUCACAAUCUUCACUAUGAUCCCAAACUCCAGAGCGAUGCAAUACUGGGUUACGAGUAAUAGUACCUGCCCUGGCAACACUCGAUGCCAAGUUGUGCAGGCUUUCGAGUCGUCUGAUACCGAUCCUUGGUACUACAAAUGCAACAUCACCGUUGGUAUUACUCUCGGGGAUGCCCAGAACCUCUCGUACGUUUCGGACGAGAUGGCUCAGAUUGCCGCGAGCGCAAUUGCGCAGACCGGCUUUGUCGACGGCGAUGGCGAGACAGGAAAUAUCUACCCGCCAGAAAGCCCUUGGGGAGUCCCGCUUGAGGGAGACGCUUCACUCAUGGGGUCCAGCCUGUCGACUUUUGCCAUAGGCGCGAUUGAUGGGGCGUCAGUCCAAAAUAAAUUCGCAUGGUACGAUGGCAUGACCCCGAGCCCAGGCGUCGUCCUUGAGGUUGGGCACCAAAAACUCUUCUACGCGAUCCUCGGCGCCAUUACUGGGGCGCACUUGUUCUUCUUAUUACUCGUGGCGUACUUGGCGAACAGUGUGAAGGUUGGCCCCGAGGGAGCGCUCUCGAUGGCAUUGUUAUUGAGACCGAUCGCAGAUGCGCUUGAUGGGGUCAGCGGUGGGAAGGAAAACCAAGCGUUGAAGGAUGCGAAGAAAAAUACAAUGAUUAGAUAUGAGAAGGGACCUAAUGGGAAAUGGAAAGUGAAUAUGUGUUGAGGGCAAUCGGUGGACUGGCGUUUGUGUAGAAGGAAGGUUUGGACGAACUGUUUUGUUUAGAAAGAUACCCGGUGUAAAGGACCAUCAGCUUAGCGUUUUAUAUUUGUCGUUUCCUCGACUAGAAAAGUACUUUAUCUAAGAUCAUUCCUUCUAG
Molecule: messenger RNA, 2253 nt
Organism: Hyaloscypha bicolor E
Lineage: Eukaryota; Fungi; Ascomycota; Leotiomycetes; Helotiales; Hyaloscyphaceae
Exons: 5
Coding region: 273-2099 (608 amino acids)
Source: RefSeq, a predicted model, not a curated record